AGCGAAUAACCAUAAAAUAGAACCCAAGCCACCAUUUGGAAGGAAACAUCCUGCAUACUGAUACGAGAGCCUUCAACGCCGAGGUACAAUGUCGUCGAGGCGACCAAUCUAUAUCAACUCCGCCGCCGCAACGGAGCGCUGUGAGGGGUCACAAGCGGGGGCCGUCACAAAAUUCCAUCAGUCACUGCCCAAUUAUGCUCCGACUCCAUUGGUUCACCUGCCAGAGCUUGCAGCUGACCUGGGUGUUCGAGCAGUGUUCGUCAAAGAUGAAAGUGAUCGCUUCGGCCUGCCCUCUUUCAAGGUUCUGGGCGCAUCGUGGGGGUGUUUCCGUGCCGUUGCACAGCAUCUUGAAUUGCCACGAACUGCAUCUCUGGAUGAAGUUUCCACGGGUGCAAAAGCGAGUGCGAUUACUCUCGUCGCAGCGACGGAAGGAAAUCAUGGCAGAGCCGUGGCGUUCAUGGCCCGGCUUUUGGGGAUCGAUGCGCAAAUCUUCGUUCCACGGUCAAUGGACGAGCGUACUCGCGGCUUCAUUGCGGGAGAAGGUGCGAGGGUUGUGGUAUCACCGGGAUCCUAUGAUCAAGCAGUAUAUGAGGCAUCGGACAGGGCAAACCAGCUCCCUGGUGCUCUCUUGAUUCAGGACACUGCAUUCGAAGGAUACGAGAGUGUUCCUGCUUGGAUUGUGGAGGGAUAUUCGACCAUGAUGAAUGAGGCUGAGCAACAGGUCGCCAAACUCGGCCUCACUACCACUGUUAUGGUCACUCCAGUUGGAGUCGGCAGUUUUGCACAUGCAGUGGUUCGACACUGCAAAUCCAGAAAGACCCCGGUAUCGGUCGUCGCUGUUGAGCCGGACUCUGCUCCUUGUUUGUUCAAGAGUUUACAUGCUGGAAAGUCAGUCAGCGUGGAGACGUCCUCCACAAUCAUGGACGGGAUGAACUGUGGCACUGUGUCGACGACCGCAUGGCCGGAUCUACAGCGGCUUGUCGAUGCGUGCGUCACGGUCUCGUCUUAUGAGAGUCAUGCCGCUGUCCAGCUGCUGACCUCCAAGUCAGUUCCAGCUGGCCCAUGUGGCGGCGCAUCUUUGGCUGCACUGCGUCGGCUAGGUACAGAAACCAGCCACUCUUCCCUUCUGCACAAGGACUCCGUCGUUGUCCUUCUUAGUACCGAAGGUGCACGCGAAUACUCUCUCCCACGCGAUGUUUCCGUGGAAGAUGUGGUAGGCUUGACCCAAACGCUCACCCAGAUCAACUCCUCCAAUCCCACAUUGUCCGUCAGCGAUGGAGUCGGCGAGCGUGAGAUUGCAGAUUACCUUUCUGCAUGGUUUGCCCACCGCGACAUCGAAUUCCAUCGUGUAGAGCCAGUCGCUGGUCGGCCAUCCAUCGUUGGUGUCCUUCGGGGGACUGGCGGGGGAAAAUCUCUCAUGUUCAAUGGACAUAUUGACACAGUCAGCUUGGCUAGUUAUGAAGCAGAUCCUCUCUCUGGAGCAUUGGGCUCGAAAGACGGUAAAGAUGUUGUCUUCGGUAGAGGCAGCUUGGAUAUGAAGGGUGGGGUGGCAGCUGCACUGGCAGCAAUGUCGUCUAUUAAAGCCAGCGGUAGAAUUCCGCGAGGCGAUAUUAUCGUCGCUGCGGUGUCCGAUGAGGAAGAUGCUUCUCAAGGGACUCAGGACAUCUUGGCUGCUGGCUGGAGAGCCGAUGCAGCAGUUGUCGCUGAGCCAACAAUGAACGCCAUCGCGACUGCGCACAAAGGCUUCGUAUGGAUCGAAAUCGAUAUUCUGGGUGUUGCUGCUCACGGAUCCGACCCUUCUGCGGGAGUCGAUGCCAUUCUACACGCUGGAUGGUUAUUGCGAGCUCUUGACCAGUAUCAAGCUAAGCUACCGGUGGAUGACCUUCUCGGGCGAGCAUCAAUGCAUUGCGGUCUGAUUCGCGGCGGCGAAGAGCCGUCUUCCUACCCUGGAAAAUGCACGGUUACCGUCGAGUUCCGAACUGUCCCUGCUCAGUCAGAGGAGUCUAUCCUCGGCGAUAUAUCUGCAAUGCUUGGAGACAUCACCAAGGAGAACCCUCGCUUCCAAUACGCCGAUCCUCGCAUCGCCAUGUCCCGGCCUACUCAGAAGCUCGCGACAGAUCAUCCUCUCGUUGAAAAAGCGAUUGAAUGUGGCACUGCAAUCUUUGGAAGUAAGCCCGUUGUGCAAAGUGUACCAUUCUGGUGUGAUGCAGCCCUUUUGGGCCAAGCUGGCAUCCCAUCAAUCAUUUUUGGCCCCGCGGGUGCAGGCUUGCAUAGCAAGGAAGAGUGGGUGGAGGUACAAAGCUUGGAGGAAAUGGCGAAAGUCUUCACUCGGCUGGCACUCGAUUACUGUCAUUAA
Messenger RNA from Penicillium brasilianum, 2356 nucleotides. The record is from the annotation of a GenBank genome assembly. Lineage: Eukaryota; Fungi; Ascomycota; Eurotiomycetes; Eurotiales; Aspergillaceae.